CAACUGUAUCUAUAGUCACAUCUUCACUCUGUUGCAGCGUCUUCGCAACUAAUCUUCUAUUUACAGGUAUAAUUUCAUUGUGCCGAUUGACUCACCUCGUUUUCCUCCAUCUCUCCCCCUCACCCGUUUAUUUCUGAAGUCUUAGAAGAAAAUGAAGACGAUCACUCCUUGCUGCAGUAGAGCGAUGAGGCGAGAUAUCGGAAGCGUAUCGUGCCUGAGAAAAGUGUGCAGUAUUUUUGGAGUUCUUUUCGCAUUUGCCUCCACCUGUGCAUUGGCCAUGAACGAGAGCACCAGUUCUACUAGCAAGAUCGAAUGCUAUACGAGUUCGAGUUCGAAGAUUAGUAGUCGUGCCCCAUUUCUACGAGAAGGCGUGGUGAUUAGUACCCCAUUUCUACGAGAAGGCGUGGCGAUUCAAGACCACGACACCAGGUGCAGUGCGGCAUCCUCAUCGUCAUCCAGCAUCAUUUUACCGAGAAGCGACCGCAGCCGCAGUCGGACGACUCCUCCUACUCUCCACAUGAUCAGGAGCACGUCUCCACAUGAUCAGGAAACAAAAGAUGAAGGCGCAGAAGCAGAUGAUCAUGGAACAAAAGACCCUGGCGUUGACGAUAGAGCGAAAGAGGCUGGUGAUCCCGCCACAGCUGAACCGCGUCAUGAUAGUAAAACGACAGGCAGUGCAGCUCAUGAUCUGGCACAACUUCUUAAGGGUAGGUCAAAGGUGCUUUUCUUACCGCUUUUUAUGCCUCUCUCCCUUAGGAUGGGAAAGGCAUAACAAGCGGGGUAAGCGAGCACCAAAAACCUACCUCUAAACUUCAGCGUCAAAGUGGCAUUAGAACAUCAACUGUUCAAGAUGAAUGUUCCGCAUGUCAAGAUGGCGGCGCCGAUUCUGACGUGGACAGCGACAAUGCGACCACGUCGGUUUUUGGCCGUGCAUUGAGUCAAGACUUAGACGGUGUGGAAGGUAUUCAUCAUGUUGAGAAUAAAAUUGAAAAUCGAGGAGUCCAACCAGAGAUGGAUAUUGACAAUAUAGUUCAACAUGAACGACUAGAUGAAGAAGAAGAAAAAUGGGCCAUCGCUCUCGUAUCGAAUGACGACUAUGCGCUCGCUAGAGGAGAGGAAGUUCCAGCGCGUUAUCGCGACAACGAGGCGGUCGUUACCGCUGCGGUGUCGCGAAACGGUAUCCAGCUAACGUGCGCUUCUGACCGACUAAAGCAGAAUAAGGCUGUAGUCUUGGCCGCUGUAAGGUUAUGGUCAGGAGCUUUUAAUAUUCAUCCUUGUACAACUUGCUUGCUUAAUAUUCAUGCUUGUAUUUUUCUCUGUAUUCCCCAUCCUUCUCAGCGUUUUGGUUGUACUACCCUUUUGGUCGGUAUUAUUCUUAUGAAUUAGUACGAUGGUCAUCUAUAUACGUGCCGAAAUCAAUGAUGAAUAAAAGAUGUCUCUAAUAAGGAACAACGGAUACGCUCUUCUUUGCGCAAUGAGUGUCGAAGAGGCGGAAAGGGAACUUCACGAAGCGCAAGGCACAACACCACCUUCUUCAGAAGCGGUACCUCCCAACUACAGCUCUUCGUCGUCCUCUCCAACAUCCCUCUCAACAUCCUCUUCGUCGUCCUCAACUUCUGCCAGUUCAAAUCAGAGGUCGUGGAAGAAUAUGCGGGAUGAUUUCGACGUGGUAUUGGCAGCCGUGACACAGAAUGGCAUGACCUUUCGUUAUGCUUCACAGAGACUAAAGAAUGACCCUAGGAUCGUGACAGCAGCUGUCCUACAGCAACCCUAUGCUAUGCGUUACGCCUCUGUCGAAAUGAGGGCGAACCGCUCAGUGGCUUUUGCAGCCCUCGAUGGAGUGGACACCAAUUAAGGCUCAAAGUAGAAGCGAUUCGACAUCUCCAAUUUUUGUGUCUCUGUAAUUUUCUUCGUUUUCUUCUUAUAAUAUUACAGGAUUCAUUGGCUGAAGCAAUCGUAGAGACGAACAAAAAAUUUUGGAAGACCUGAUUCUGAACUCGCUUUGAGCUCCUCUUCUAAAAUCGUGAUCUUGCCCUGCUGUUGGAGAAUUUGAGUCCCGAGCUGCGAGACGACGAAGAACUCGUUCUAUUAAGUAGAGUUACCUCCGUUUCUCCAUUUUGAUCACCAAUUCUUCAUCCUCAACCUAGAAGAACCGUAUCAUAAGGGUCCGUAUCAUCAUCACUCCUGGAAGAACCGUACAAACACGAUGGUAAGAAAUCUCGUCCAUAUUGUUCUUGUAGUUGAGGAAUAUUACUCUGGUCUGUCUUUUUUCUAGUUAGGUCGGCUCCACCACAAAUAUUACCCUGAUUAUAUAAAUUUUUAAUUGUAUUUUUGCAGUAGGGAAGAUGAUUAACUACAACAAAUAGGGGGACUAUCUAGGGAAGUUUCUGAUAUUCGCAAUUUUUUUUUAGUUAAGUAGUCUAGUUUCUGGUAACAUGAUAGACCUUAUCCUUUUCUAGUUUCUUAAAUUAAGAUCCACCACUAAUAUCAGCAAUAGUUGAACGCAGUGGCCGACUCCUUUGGGCGGCGAGCCCAAGACUGCGAGGAAACGAGAGAGUAGCGCGUGCUGCCAUCCUGAACUAUCCUGAAGCAAUUGCCUUCGUCUCGAGGACCACUCCUAACUUUAAGGGAGGCUUUUAGCAGCGUUAUAGAUUUUAUUUUGUACUUGUUGUUUAGAGAAGAUUGAAUUUCAAUUUUUUUAGCUGCGUCUCUACUCGGGUCGCAAUGGAAUCAGGCACCUUAGGUUGUCUUGUAGUGCAUCUUGUUUGGGGCGAUGGUCUUCCAUCGAAAUCAAGUCUAUAAAAAGGCCUUCCAGACUUGGGAUGUAGGAUUGAUGCGCUCGUCUGCUGGUACCGCAGCUACAUCGCAUAUCCAAUGAUAUCCUUUGUGGACGACGCAAAGGAGUCUAAUAUCCACUUUUCAUUGAUAUCAUGGCAGCACAAUCACAAAAUAGACGUCACGUAGUACUACCUCUAAUAAUCACAGCGGCUUGGCGUGGCUUGCCGUGCAACAGGAUCUGCAAAGGCAAGGCGGACUAGCAUAUUCGCUGGAGCGCACAAUGUUGCCGGCCUACAUUAUGACCUCAUAUAGGAUAAGUAUCGGUGCCCUUACCUACUAGCAGCAACUACAUGAUGACCUCUCCUCUCAACUAUAAUUAUGAUAAGCAAAGUACUUUUGAACACUCACUCCAUGGUUAGAUUUUUUUUUUACCUUAGAAAGAAAAGAAUAACUAGGCAUACAAAAAAAAGAAGCACAACACAACACAAAAAGUGUUGCGAUCAAAUGACUCACGACAGCGGUACAGUUCUAAUCCGAACGCGGCAAGACGGCACAUGCAAGCGGAGCAUUUUGGAGGGGCCUGAAGCUAAAGAACGAAGCGGACGAAGUGUCAAUAAUCUUCAAUAAAGUUGGAGUGGACGAACUCUUGCUGACAGCAUCAUCUAUGGAGUCUCAUGUUUGAAAAAUAAUGUGCAGGAACUCAUGUUUGAAAAAUAACGGAAAAAGAGGUUCCAUGACAUGACAAUCUUGCUGGAAUGUUGACAUCAAUCCCGUACCUAAAUUCAAGUUGCUCCAGGUGCCGGGGAACCUCGAUGUGCAGGAUUCACAACCUAACGUAACCACAUGCAAGCGGAGCAUUUUGGAGGGGCCUGAAGCUAAAGAACGAAGCGGACGACCUAUCAAUAAACUUUCGAUCAAGUAGGUAGUUUAGAGCCACAAAUUAGGGAGUACUUGUAUCUUCAUGACUAUGACUUUUCGUCUUCGCACGGUCCGUCUAGUCGUAUCGUGCAUUCAUGUGUAGUAGUCAUGUGCAUUUUCUCGCCAUCAAAAAAUCUAAACCAGAGGAGCUAAAUCCGCCCACAUAGCAUUGACUGAAACUACAAGCGCGUUUUGUAAUUUUCUGCCAGUGCUCACCGUUUUGAGUGGUCACGGUUUUGUUGAGGUUUAGUGACAAUUAU
Molecule: messenger RNA, 3956 nt
Organism: Amoebophrya sp. A25
Lineage: Eukaryota; Dinophyceae; Syndiniales; Amoebophryaceae
Source: the annotation of a GenBank genome assembly